Bombus pyrosoma is the source of this 634-nucleotide messenger RNA. Its product is annotated as 40S ribosomal protein S3-like. The record is from RefSeq and is a predicted model, not a curated record. NCBI's taxonomy places the organism in Eukaryota, Metazoa, Arthropoda, Insecta, Hymenoptera, Apidae. Gene Ontology annotation, biological process: translation; positive regulation of apoptotic signaling pathway. The transcript has 4 exons. The coding region runs from base 122 to 634 and encodes 170 amino acids. Gene Ontology annotation, cellular component: cytosolic small ribosomal subunit; nucleus. Gene Ontology annotation, molecular function: structural constituent of ribosome; RNA binding.
UUUUACCAGGAACAUUAAUUUAACACUCGCAUGAUAUCAUAUACAACGUGGAAGCGUAUUAUUUCCGCUUCCACUUGUGCCUUCUCCGUUUCCAACUCCUUUCGUGUUGCCAGCGUCAAACAUGGACAGCCGUUCUAUCUCGAAGAAAAGAAAGUUUGUCGGAGACGGAGUCUUCAAAGCGGAAUUAAACGAGUUUUUAACUCGUGAACUUUCGGAAGAUGGGUAUUCAGGGGUAGAGGUACGUGUUACUCCUCACCGUACAGAAAUUAUAUUACUGGCAACGCAUACGCAGAGCGUUCUCGGAGAAAAGGGUCGGAGAAUCAGAGAAUUAACAUCUGUGGUUCAAAAGCGAUUUAACUUCAAAGAAGCACAGAACAUCGAGUUGUAUGCUGAGAAAGUUGCAACUCGAGGUCUUUGUGCUAUCGCGCAAGCAGAAUCUCUGCGUUUCAAGUUAAUUGGAGGUUUAGCUGUACGAAGAGCAUGCUAUGGAGUUCUGCGCUUUAUUAUGGAAUCAGGCGCAAAGGGUUGCGAAGUGGUUGUUAGUGGCAAACUGCGUGGACAGAGAGCAAAGUCCAUGAAAUUCGUAUAUUCGUGUAGAUAUUUGCCAUUUGCAAAUAUUCAUACGGAAUAUUAA